AUGACGCCUUCGCCCGUCUGUCCGACGUCCUUCUCGCCGCUGUUCCUGCCCCUGUGGCUCGACGACGGGCGGCGCGACAGCGAUCCUGCGGCCGGCGCGGCGUUGCUCGAGUCGGCAUCGGUGGCCGAGACCGAGGCCGCCAUGGCCCUCUGCUUCAUGUCGUCCACGCCCCCCGACUCGGCCCGGAGGGAUCUGCAGCCGCUGCCAUCGUCUCCGCUGGAGCUGCCCGAGCCGAGCCCGCCGCAGCCGCAGCAGCGCCGAGCGCACCAGCCUGGGCAGCCGCAGCAGAACGCCGGCAAGGACAGGCAGAGCUGGGCAGCCAAGAUCCGCCCGCCCGGCCCGCCCACGCUCCACAAGACGGAGCACGUCGUCGAAAAGGCGCGGUACGUGACUGCCUUCGAUCCGAGGGGCUACCUGCCCGCUCUGACACGAGAGCGCGAGCGAGGGGUCAUCUCAGUGUUUGAGUACGCCAUCAGCGGGGACCAGGUCGUCAUGAUCGACAUCGAGACGUCGUACGUGCGCUUCACGGGCAUCUGGAAGGCGCUCGGCCAUGCCAAAGCCGACCUCGGUCGCCUUCAGGAGGACACGCCCGAGCUCCAGCCCUACAUCCACAAGAUCCGCGGCGGCUUUCUCAAGAUCCAGGGAACCUGGCUGCCCUUUGAUGUGGCCAAGGAGCUCUCGCGCCGGGUCGCGUACCCGAUCCGACACGAGCUGGUGCCCAUCUUUGGACCCGACUUCCCCGCCUCGUGCCUGCAGCCGGGCGAGGGAGGCUACGGCCAGCUCCUGCUCCAGACCAGGCAAAAGAAGAGCAAGAAGAGGAGCAGGAGCGCAAAUUCGGCAUCUGCUUCGUCGUCGUCGUCGUCGUCGUCGUCGUCCUCCUCCUCGUCGUCGUCGUCCUCCUCGACGCCGCUCGCCUCCAGCACGUCGCCCCUUCCCUGCAGUCCCUCGGCCGACCUGGUCAGCGGCGCGAGCACGGCUGCCCCUCCGCUCCUGCCUGCCAAAUCGAGCAGCGUGCGGCACGGCAGCCGCGAGACGACGGCACGGAAAGGGGCCAAGCGCCAACGUCGGUCGUCGGGCGAGGUCGCGAGCAGCCGAGACGCCAGCGCCGGCUUCGGCCUGGACCCGCUGCGGUCCAUCUGGCCUCCGCUGUCGAUGGUCUCGACGUCGUCGUCUUCGUCGUCGUCGGCUGCGUUGCUUGCGUCGGCGCAGCCGUACAGGAGCUGCCCGCCCAACUAUCUGGCCAAGAGCCCGUCGACUGGCGUUCAGCCCGACCCCGCGCUCCCCUUUGCCCUGGCGGUCUCGCAACGCUUCUGA
Pseudozyma flocculosa PF-1 is the source of this 1314-nucleotide messenger RNA. RefSeq lists its product as uncharacterized. Gene Ontology annotation, molecular function: transcription regulator activity; DNA binding. The record is from RefSeq and is a predicted model, not a curated record. The coding region runs from base 1 to 1314 and encodes 437 amino acids. Gene Ontology annotation, cellular component: SBF transcription complex; MBF transcription complex. The transcript is spliced from 6 exons. Lineage: Eukaryota; Fungi; Basidiomycota; Ustilaginomycetes; Ustilaginales; Ustilaginaceae.